This is a messenger RNA of Nicotiana attenuata, 1431 nucleotides long. RefSeq names its product 50S ribosomal protein L21, mitochondrial-like. Bases 198 to 971 code for a protein of 257 amino acids. Gene Ontology annotation, molecular function: RNA binding; structural constituent of ribosome. The record is from RefSeq and is a predicted model, not a curated record. Gene Ontology annotation, cellular component: ribosome. The transcript is spliced from 6 exons. Gene Ontology annotation, biological process: translation. Lineage: Eukaryota; Viridiplantae; Streptophyta; Magnoliopsida; Solanales; Solanaceae.
UAAAGAUGAAAAGUUACAAAUUAAGAGAGGUGAAUUGAUUAUUUCUUGAUGAAGCUAAACAUAGCAAUUAAGUAAUUUGAUCAUAUGAAAAGUUACAAAUUAAGAGUGGUGAAUUGAUUAUUUCUUGAUCAAGCUAAACAUAGCCAUUAAGUAAAAGUUAAAACUGUUACUCCAAAAGCUCAAAGCUCAGCCAAACAAUGGCGAAUCGGCGAUGCGUUCAAACCCUAAGCCGUCAUUUAACAUAUCUUCUCUCUCCAAACCCAUCAUCUCUCCAUUCCCUCACUUCCAUUUCGCCGCAAACCCUAACCCCACAAAUACUCAAAUCCGUUGACGCCCUCACUCCCUCUCCCAAAUGCCCCAACGUUACCACUAAAAUUUCAUCUUUCCACAGGCAUUUCUGUUCCAAUCGACCGAUCAAUAGCGAUGAUGACGAGGAGGGAAGUGAAGAAGAAACUGAUGAUGAUGAUCAUGACGUGGAGUCGAAUAUUGAGCCCAGCAGAGAGUACACUCCAGAGGAGAAAGAACACGAGGCAGCUGAACUUCAGAAAUCGGACCGGGUCUUCAAACCAUAUGAACCCGUUUUCGCCGUUGUUCAGAUUGGUUCUCACCAGUUUAAAGUGAGCAAUGGUGAUUCCAUUUUUACUGAGAAACUGAAGUUCUGCGAAGUUAAUGACAAGUUAAUACUAAACAAGGUUUUGCUGCUGGGCUCAACGACUCAGACAAUCAUUGGCAGGCCUAUAUUGCCGGAUGCAGCUGUUCAUGCUGUCGUUGAGGAGCACGCAUUAGAUGCUAAAGUACUUAUAUUCAAGAAGAAGAGACGGAAGAAUUAUCGACGAACACGAGGACAUCGACAGGAAUUAACAAAAUUGAGGAUUACGGAUAUACAAGGAAUUGAGAAACCUGAAGUGGCAUCCCCUCUUAAAACAGAGAAGAAAGGAGUUAAGAAGAUGCCACAUGCGGUCAGGUGUUAAACUGGCAUGAGAUGGAGGGCAAUGAUUCUGUUGUAGGCUUAACAUAGUUGAAUCUUGAGGGUAUAUUCGGUUACAAGAACACAUCGCCUAUAAAGCUUAGAGAAUAUAUUUUAUUGUGAAGGGAGUAUGUCCGAUUCUCAAGUCAUUGGUGUUUUUGUUUUCUUUGCUGGUUUGCCCUUUCCGCACGUGUUGGCAUGUUGCACGGAUUCAGCUGUUGGACUAUGCAAAAUAUGGUGAGAUAUAAUUGGAUUUGAUUGGAUAAUUGGUUUUUGCAUUGCUUUGUACAAAACAAUUUUUUUGUAUAGGUAAAAAUAGGUUACCAUUGUUGAUUUCAUCUGAUAUAAAUGACUUAAUAAAGAUAUAGGCACAUUCCACUCCUAUUGCAACCAAUGAAGGUGUAACCAAUUGGUAAGACUCUGUUUUAUUGUCAGCUUUCAAUAGUUUGAAUCAUCUACUCAAA